Messenger RNA from Lachancea meyersii CBS 8951, 969 nucleotides. The record is from the annotation of a GenBank genome assembly. Lineage: Eukaryota; Fungi; Ascomycota; Saccharomycetes; Saccharomycetales; Saccharomycetaceae.
AUGUCCAAGCAGCCAUUGAAGCUAGAACUGCCAUGGGUGGAGAAAUAUAGACCUCAGCUUCUGAAAGAUAUUGUGGGCAAUGAAGAGACGGUGAUGAGAUUGCAGCAGAUUGCGCAGGACGGAAACAUGCCUCACCUUAUCAUCAGUGGACUGCCGGGUAUUGGGAAAACUACCUCUGUGAGUUGUUUGGCUCACGAACUGCUGGGAGACGCUUACUUACAGGCAGUGCUGGAGCUCAACGCGUCUGAUGAUCGAGGCAUCGACGUGGUCAGGAACCAGAUAAAGCAGUUUGCGCAGAAAAAGUGCAGUCUGCCUCCUGGUCGGCACAAGAUCGUGAUAUUGGACGAGGCAGACUCUAUGACUGCAGGUGCCCAGCAGGCCCUUAGACGCACAAUGGAGCUGUAUUCCAACACCACCAGAUUCGCAUUUGCGUGCAACCAGUCCAAUAAGAUCAUUGAACCCUUGCAAAGUCGUUGCGCCAUUUUGCGUUACGCCAAGCUCCAGGACGACCAGGUCUUGAGAAGGCUGCUGGAGGUCAUUGAGGCAGAAAGCGUCAAGUACACUAAUGACGGGCUUGAGGCAAUCAUAUUCACUGCAGAGGGUGAUAUGCGACAAGCUUUGAAUAACCUGCAAAGUACGGUUGCCGGUUACGGACUGGUAAAUGGUGAGAACGUCUUCAAGAUCGUCGAUUCCCCUCACCCUCUGAUCGUCAAGAAAAUGCUACUCGCUGAUUCCCUCGACACCUCGCUAGACCUGCUCCAACAGCUCUGGAAGAAAGGGUACUCCGCCGUAGACAUUGUUACGACCUGUUUCCGUGUUACCAAGAAUCUCGACGAGGUCAAGGAAGGCAUCAGACUCGAAAUGAUUCGCGAAAUUGGGUUUGCUCAUAUGCGUGUCCUUGAAGGUGUGGGCACUUACUUGCAACUUGCGGGCAUGUUGGCGAGAAUAUGUAAAGUGAGAAUUACUUAG